UUUUUUUUUAAAUCUGCUAGAUUAGAUGUAAUACGUUUGAUCUAAAGUAGUCGUGCCAGCAUUUGGCUUUAUCUCCUAAAAAGACAAAUAAGUCGAUGAUAAAAGUCCUCCGUAGUUGCUCCAUAGCUGUUUUUUUAAAUUCUGCAUUGGUUUUUGAUGUAUUCCAAUACUGAUUAGGAAUACUUUGAAUAUUUCCUUUAAAACUAGCAGGUCAUCGUGACCCAGGAACACUCUGCAGGUCAAAGAUCAUCAAGUUAAUGUUGAGAUAGAAACGAAAGAGAAGAAAAACAAAAAAAAAAAAGACGCAAACUCAAGUAAAAUGGUAAUUGUUUCUUGUUUGUUCAAGGAAAGGGAUUUUAUUGCUGCGACACCAAAACCUUCUGUCAACAGUUAAGUUUAUUGCAACAGUUCAGGAAGUGGUGGGGGGGGUGAAGAAUGACGGGAGUCACUGAGUUUUUCCUCAUAGCCUAGAGCUGAAAAAAAGCAAGAUGGGAAUGUUUUCUAACCCUUUUCUCAUCGUCUCCCCUUGCAGUUAGUCUGCAACGAUGAACGAAACGGGGCUACGAAAAUCUCUCCCCGACCACUCUUCAGGGAGUGGGCACACCAUCGACACCCCCCGCCAACCGAGCGUCGUCGACCCCAUCAUAUCCAAACGGGUCUGUUUCUACAAAAGUGGAGAUCCUCAGUUCAAUGGCCUGCGCAUCGUCAUCAACAGCCGCACCUUCAAAACCUUCGACGCUCUUCUGGACAGCCUGUCCAAAAAGGUUCCGCUGCCGUUCGGGGUGAGAAACAUCACCACCCCUCGGGGAGUUCAUGGCAUCCACACUUUGGAGGACCUCGAAGACGGGAAGUCAUACAUCUGCUCAGAUAGCCGCAAAGUGAAGCCCAUCAACCUGGCGCUGGCUCGUAAAAAACUGCCGCCUUGGUACCAUGCUAGACCCGUUAGCUCUCGUCGCCAGACUGUGCAGCAGGCAAGGCUUUUCCCAGGCCGGGGCAUCAGCAGGCAGGAGGCCAUAGCUGUGCGAACCCCCAAGAAGCUCGUGGUCUUUCGGAACGGAGAACCCUCUGUCAGACACACCGUGAUUCUCCACAAAAAGACGACACUCAGCUACGAGUCUAUCCUGGACUACAUCUCGGAGCUGAUGCAGUUCCACGUGGUCAAACUGUACACUCCGGAUGGAAGACGGGUUGAUGGUCUUCUGGGUUUGAUCCUGUGCUCUGGAACUGUGGUGGCUGUAGGAAGGGAGCCUUUCAGGCCGGCUGUGUACAGCGAAAAAAAAAUUCCUCCUCCAAGAAGGCCGAACAACAGAACAGGCCCCAGAAGACAAAAGACUCUAAAUCGGAAAAACAAGUCGCUAUCGUCCUCUCUGAAAUCAAGAAACUUCUCAACAUCCUCCAAGAGGUACAUCGUUCAUCAGAUCCACAACAGCAUCGCAGAGAGCUCAUGCUGUCCGGCCAGUGACCCGGCCAAAUCCGUGGAGUUGGAGUCGAACCGCAUCCUGGAGUCGGUAGCAGAGACGGAGGGUAAUUCCUCUCUCGCAGAUGAAGCUGAAAGACAGGACAGCUUGGUGCCCAGCGAUGACAACAUCGAGAAGUCCUUUCGGGUGAACCAGGAUGGUAGCAUGACGGUGGAGAUGAAGGUGAGGCUGACAAUUAAAGAAGAGGAAACCAUUCACUGGACGACUACCCUGAAGCGCUCAAAUGUUGAUCAACUUCAGGAGCCGGACCUCUGCCCUGACAAAGCAAAUUCACUGGGUUUACCAAGUGGUGCUGACAGCACCGACACCUUCAACAAAGACGAAUCUACAGAUACUGAAAACCAACCACUGCUGAGCAACGGAGCUUUCAGCAGAGAAGAGGAUGACAUGAACCACACAGACAUAGUUUCCUCAUGGAGAGCACCGACUCCAGGACACAUAAAAGUAAGCAAACAACACACGUCUGUGGAAAGCAUCACAUCUGUAACAGCAGAUGGGAUUCAAGAAGAAACGGCAGGUGCUUAUUCCUACAGAGAGAGGACAGAAAAUGGAAGAGUUAUGCAGCAGUACUGCAUGGUGAAAGAGAGCAGCACGCGACCGGUGCCCAAACCAAGGAGGCGUGGCUCCAUCGAGGUCAACAGCAGGAAUUUCUCUGAAAUCAAAGCAUCUGAAAGGACGGGAAUUCUGCAAACCGAAUCCAGCGAAGAGGAGAUUACCGAAACUGUCCUUCACAUUUGUGAACAGCAGGCCUGUCAAGACAAUUAUCUUUCAAACUUUUGCACGCCUGCAGCUGGAUUUUUCCUCAACAAACCACCAACCCAAGAAAACAGGCAGCUCUCCUCAAAUAAUGACUUUGAACUUCUAAGGCCCAGAACAGACUCUGAGAAGCAGUUAGUCACAUCAAGGUCCCAUUUCACACAAGUGAAGAUGCAAGAUGCUAAAAAAAUACAAUUUCACAAGUCCUCAAGGGAAAAGGGUCGACAAAAAGAGGUUAGUAAAGGCACAAAGGUUUCCUCAAAAUCUGCUAUGAUUAAAAAACCCCUUCUCACUCGAGCAAAGAAGCAAAAACAAAAUUCUUCAGAAGCUCACAAGUCACGAAAAAAAGCAAAAACCUUCUCCAGCGCCGGCUUCCUUAAACGAAUUUACGGAAACAAAAUGAAGUCUGCAAAAAAUAUGAAAAAAAUGAAAAAGAGGAAACAGGACGGAGAAAAAGAUUUUACAAGAGAAUCUGAUAGCACUAUAAGAACUGUUGGUAGAGAGUCAAAUAUACCGUUAGUGGUUAAAGGAAAAAUCAGUGCAAAAGUUUCUUUUGAAACCAACAGUGUUCCAGUUUCUGAGGUUACCAAACCAAGACUGCAGCGCCAGACGUCAAUGCAUAUGGAGAAAAGCAGCAAAAAGGAGUCACAUGACGUCAAUGAAAGCAAUAUUUUAUCAGCUUUUAACUCCCACAGUUCUGUUACUGGACAGUAUGUAGAGAGCUGGCUUGAAAAAUCUUAUCCAAGUCCCCCGUCAAACCCAACUCAGGAGAGUAGCAGAAACAAAAAUGGUGGCGAGUGUGAGAAAUCUAAAAAGAUUGUCGAUUUUAUUAAUGUCGCAACACAAGAGAGAACGCUAGAAAUAAAGACGUGUGAACCCUCGCUGCAAAGUAUGACGGCAACACCUGUCCAACUGAAAGGUCAGACUUUUGAAAAUAAAUCUAAUUCUUUAAUGACACACCAACUUGCAAAUGGUAUCUGCUCUGAAAUCGGUCCACGAAGAACCGAGACCUUAACGGAAACAACAGAGGGUGACAUGGACGAAGAUGCAAUUCCUUCCUAUAUGCUCUCCAUGGAACUUCCUCCUCCGCCACCUGAAUUUCUAAAUCCAGACGAGUCUUCAGCAGCCAGUAGCCCUUUAUACAGGCUUUCAUCCACAAGUAGUCAAACGUCAGAUCCUUUUCAACCAUCUAUGACUGUAAUGUCCCCAACUGACAACACAACAGCGUCUCAAAAGGAGACACACAAAACCUCUGUGAAAAGGGCUCCUUUGGUCAGUAAUGUGUCUCUUGAGAGGAAAAUGUCUCUAAGGAAAGCACGCGUGGAUGAAUAUUCACUAGAUAAUCAUGCCACAGCAGAGACAACCCUGCUACCAGCUCCUUUGAACAAUGAGAUCUUAUCUCUAGGAACAGGUAAAGAGGAAUCAAUUGCCUGCAUUCCCUCAGUUUGUACUUCUUUGUCCCCAACCAGUUCAGCAUCCUAUGAGGGAAGGUCAGCCAGUGUUUCACUAAGUGAAGCUUCAGUGUCUCAGAGUGUUCCGGAGCAAUGUACCAAAAGGACUAAAACGCCUCAUAAAGGGGCAACAUCACCUAAAACUUUGGAGAAAAAACCCAAACUGAAAAGCAGCCCAUCGCCAGAGAGGAAACCUCAACAUAAGAAGUCUGUUCAGGUUCAGAACGACUCUCCGAAACUACCACCAGUUCACAUCCGCUCUCUGAAUAAAACCGUUCUACCAAAUAUCAGUACAGAUAAACGUGCAACGCGUAACGGCAGCCCCUCCCCUGAAAGAAAGCCUUAUAGAACAAAACCAACAUCCUCAGUACACUCUCAGUCUCUGGAGGUGGUGUCCCCACCUGUCAAACACAAAACAAACAAGAAGUCGCUUCAAAGAAACCUCUCUUUGGACAAUCCAGCAGAUCCAAAAAGCAAUACUCAAGAUAAAACGUCACCUCCAAAUGAAAACAAUCAGGCCUCACAGUCAGGUGAAACCAUGUUUUCAACAGAGAUAAACACGCAAACGAUUCAGCAGUCACUAAAUACCCCAAAACAACCAAACAUGAAACCCGUUCUUGAGAAAUUAUGCUACUCAAUUAAGUCAAUUAGGCAGAUCACUCAAAACAAGCGGCCAUCAUGUCUGGAAAAAUCAAACAGUUUGCCAGACUUCUCCUCUCACGUAGCAUCAACCUUUGGCUCGUCCUCUAAAGCUCUCCUGGCGUUCCUGUCCGUCAUGACCCUGAAGGAAGGCUUAACCAGCCUAAAUGUUAAUGAGCUGAAUGCAAACAAUGUCAGCUGUGCAGAAGCACUGAGGAUGAUCGAUUCCCUCAGGGAAAUCGCAAGCAUUGAAGAUUCCCACCGACUGAAAAGCAGCUUGUCUGUUUUGCAGCAGUCUGCUUCACAAGAGCUCCUGAAAAGCUGGAAGGGCUUUCAGGAACUUGAAAGCAAAAGUCGCAGCUCGACACCCGCAGAGCAAGAGUUUGUAAACACAACUGGCCCUGAAAGUGACUGUGUUGUUGAUGAGAUCAUGGGCAACCUGGACAUUCCUACAAAGCUCAAGGAAGAGUUGGCUUCUCUUUCAGACGGAGUACGAACAGACAAUGAAGAGGAAAUAAGCGCCAGUGGGAGAAAAGAAAACUCCACAGGUGUUCUCGUACAGGAAGCGGUGUCUCAAUGUGACGAAGCUUCUAUCAAUGUGAAGUCCAUCAUCAAAAAAUUCUCAGAUGCUCCCAAGCCAAAACAAGAGAUUAUAGAGUCAGCAAAACCAAGACCAAAUGGACAGAAAAUCACCAAGGACGGUCAAAACCGUCUUGAUUCUGUGACAGUAAUUGAACCAAGUCCCCCCAAACUACCAGAACAUAGGCAGCUAUGCAGUUUGUCACCAACUGAUUUGGAACCAGGUAGAGGUGUAAGGCAUCAAGAUGAUACGAAACAGAUGAUGGAAGGCAAAGAUGAGAAAUUACCAAGAAUAAUCAAAGAGGGCAUCAACCUGACACAAAGUUUUACAACAGAGGAGGAAGACGUAGAAAAAAGGCAGCUAAAGAUGCACCGUGAACAGGCCAGCACUGAAAAUAGAAUUCCCCAAAAUGACCAAUCGGGUUCAGAUGAGACAGGACAGGAGAUGCUAUGUGCCAAUAAAGAUUUAAACCAAAAAGAGAGCUCAGGAGAAGUUGGUGCACGUCAGGUGAUGAAGCAAGAGAGUAGUGAGGGUGAAGACUUGUCAAAACCUGAGACUGGAAAACAGCUGAGUUCCAAUUCCUUCAGUAUUAGAAGUAAGAAAAGUACAGAUAGUGGUUCCGAUAGUGAAAGUCAGGCUUCAGAGAGCCAACAGCACGUUCGUGCUGGCUGUAUGGGUCUCAGCAUAAGCACUGACGAGAGCACAGGGACCUCAGAGGGAGAUGAUUCCUCUUCAGAGGAAGACCAACCGGCAUCCGACUUCAAGAAACUGCAGGUCAUAGUUGAGGAAAGUUUUUCAGGUAAUGAGGAAGAGGAGGAGGAGUACUUAAGCGAGCCUCCCAAGGUGCAACCAAAGAAAAGUAGGGAGUUAGAAGCUUUGAUUGAAGAGGUGGAGGAAGAUCAGGCAAGCUCUGGAGAAGAAGAUCCAAUAACUAGCCAGCCAAAAAGUCAAAACACUCUGAAAGAAUAUCGCAACUUAUACAUCAUAGAAGAUGAGGGCAGUUUGAAUAUAUCUGACAGAGUAGGAAAAGGGUUUGAAUUUAAAAAAGAUGACGACAGUGGGAAUGACCACAGCAGCUGUGAAGAACUUGGAGAAGAAGAGCCACACAAGGCCGAAGACCAGCAGAACAGUAGCUCAGCUGAAGAAGAUAUAAGUUAUUUUGAGAAAGACAACAGCUUGGAGGAGGAACAAACCACUAUUAAUAUCCGUGUAGAAGAAAGUUGUGUAGAACCUUCUGGAGUGGAAGCCGAAGACCAGCAGAACAGUAGCUCAGCUGAAGAAGAUAUAAGUUAUUUUGAGAAAGACAACAGCCUGGAGGAGGAACAAACCACUAUUAAUAUCCGUGUAGAAGAAAGUUGUGUAGAACCUUCUGGAGUGGAAGUAAAAACAGACGACAUCAAGCUUUCUGAAAUGUUUAAACCAAAUCCUGAAGAAACCAAAACCCAAACAGUUGCUGAGAGAGUGAUUCUUCUAGAAAAGCAGGUUGCAGAAGCACAGAAAGCAAUGACAACUCCAAGUUGCACCAUUAGACGUUUCUCGCAGAGAAAAGGCCAUCUCGACUCAGAUGAUGAAGGCUCUCCUCCUGAGUUGGUUCUGUGCACCCGCUCGGCUCCUCAAUCGUCGCUGUCUUUCAGCUACGACUCCAGUGGAGUCGUAACCACUGAGCCUGAAGGAAGCCGGGUCCGCUCCAUCAGGGAGAUGUUCCUCGCAAGGAGCUCCGCGGACAUCCAUCAGAGACGCUUCCAGAGCCCAAACUCAUCUGAACUGUCCGAGCUGAGAGCAGAGACAUCAUGCAGUGGUGGCUACCAGUCCCAGACCACCAGUGAUGCGUCCAGCGGUGAGGACGACACGGCGCGGAAAUCCAUCACCAAAGGCUUCGUGAGGAGAACCAUUGAAAGACUUUAUGGAAAUAAAGAACCCAGCGCAGAGGAACCAAGCGAGACUCCCCCAUCUGUGCCGAACCAGAAGAAGAAGGAACCGUCGAGCAUCUUCUCACCUCUUCACGCUGCUCGUUCCAAAGCAAUGUCUGAGCUCUCCUACUUCAGUUCCACAAGAGCGCUAGACGCCUUCAGCGAGGCCACGAGAUGCAUCGCUUUUAACGCACAAGUGGCGCCCGGAGACAGCUUUCCCAUCGAUUACAACCAGUGGCUCAUCAAAGACAACACAAUGAUUAGAAAGUCCGCCUCAGAUCCCGUUGGAAUCAACAAAUCCUUUAAGAACACGACCCAAGAAGAAAGGCCGCAAAAAGACACAGAGGAGAACACGCCAUAUUCUCUUUUUUCCUCUGAACCAGAAAUAGAAGACAAAACAAAGUCACAAUCGACAAAGUGCACCUAUUUCUCCUUGCCCCAUGCCAGCGACUCAGAGAUUUGUCAGGAUGACCUGAGCACGGCGAGUAAGAGCAGCGUGACAGGGGACAGUGUCACAGAAGCGAAGGAUGCCUCAGAAGAACCCAAAACAUGGACAGAGAGGAACGGCAUGCUGCCCGGUGUCAGCAUCACAGACUUUAAGAUGAUGGAUAACAAAGUGCACCCGCUCCUAGAGCACCCGCCUGAAGGUGAGGUCGUGGUCGUGCAGCCAAGGAAAGGUCAAGGGAUCGUUAACAGAAGGCUUCAGGAACCCGAUGUGUUGGACUUACUGUAUAACUUUUGUGGCGAGCAUUGCCCUUUAUUGUGAGAGCUUUUGAUUCACUUAUUUAACCUAAAAAAUGUGCUAGAGUUUAAUAUAUUUGAUGUGGUGCCAACAUUGUAACGCUCUCACAGCCUUGCUAAGCUAAACCAUUAAUACGUCAAAAAUGCAUAAUUCCUCAGAUUGCUCAUAUACACAGAGCUAAGCUUUCGGAAAAUUCUUAAAAUUGAUUGUGCCAUGCACACUCCAGAGCAGCUCUCCUUCUACAUAGUUUGCCUGUCAAACUAGCAAGCUGCUGCAGCAUUAAGGUAAUCUCUUCUUAAAACCCUUUAACCUGCUCAGGUCCUCGCAGAUGUCGGGGAAAAAAAAGCCAAUCCUGGCUGAGGGAAUUGUUUAGCUCAUGGUUUACAUCUCCAGUUGCUCUGGAGUUUAGAGGAAAAUUAUGCAGCUUUAUUUUAUUGGAAUAUGUGUGUAGAAAUUAUAAAUAAAUGGAUUUAGACAUUUAAUAAUAGAAUUCACUGUUUUGGAGGUUUUACAAAGAGGCAGCUGUACUGUUUUUGUCUUUUUAAAUGGAUGUGUGUCAAUAAAAGUGUUUUCUUUGUGCAUUUUUUUUUAUUUUUAAAUCCAAAGACACUUGAACAAGUCGACCCUCUUCCUGGUUUGGGUCCGAGCUGUUUUCUCUGUCUCAGUUUGAGGAAGUUUCGGGUGUUUUUCUAAGGUUGUUUUGUUUCUCAGAAGUUGUCAUUGAACUGCCCAGUGUUGUGACAGGAGGGUUGAGGAAUGCACGCCUGAAGGGGAGGGGGACGGGGGCGGCGUGUUUACAUCAAAGACAAGCAACACAUUCCCACAAUUACAUCACAGGGAUUUGAGAUCAAAAUAGUAAAAUCUUGAUUUUUUUUUUACAUAUUGACCACUAGAGGUUGCUGUUCAUCAACAAAACCCAGAGGCCGAAAAAAGAUGUUUAUUUAAAUAAAUAUUUACAUAACAGCUUUGUAUGAAUCAAAUUAGUUUUCUUACACAACACAUCUCUUUAAAGCGACUAAUUUAUAAAGAAGAAAAAAAACGGGAUAACAAUAGGAGUUAUUGAUUUUGGGCACACAAUUAUAUGUUUAAUAUUCACCGUCAC
Oryzias melastigma (Indian medaka) is the source of this 8658-nucleotide messenger RNA. Its product is annotated as RP1 axonemal microtubule associated. Gene Ontology annotation, cellular component: axoneme. The transcript is spliced from 4 exons. The record is from RefSeq and is a predicted model, not a curated record. Bases 546 to 7580 code for a protein of 2344 amino acids. Gene Ontology annotation, biological process: intracellular signal transduction; photoreceptor cell development; retina development in camera-type eye. Lineage: Eukaryota; Metazoa; Chordata; Actinopteri; Beloniformes; Adrianichthyidae.